Capsaspora owczarzaki ATCC 30864 is the source of this 1020-nucleotide messenger RNA. Its product is annotated as NAD-dependent epimerase/dehydratase. The transcript is spliced from 6 exons. Bases 1 to 1020 code for a protein of 339 amino acids. NCBI's taxonomy places the organism in Eukaryota, Filasterea, Ministeriida, Capsasporidae. The record is from RefSeq and is a predicted model, not a curated record.
AUGACGGGUGGAUCGAGCCGCGCAAACAGCUGGCGCAAUGCAGUCCUUGUCACUGGCGCCACUGGGUUUGUUGGCUUCCACAGCGCGCUCGCACUGAAACGUCGGGGCGAUUUUGUGGUUGGCUUGGACGGCUACUUGCCCGAUUCCGACGCCACUCUCAGGCAGGCUCGAAAGCACGAGCUCACCAACAAGGAAGUGCCAGUGAUCAAAGGGGACGUCUGCGACAAGGAGCUGUUGCGAACGCUCUUCAAGGCAGCCGUCAUCACCAACGUUCUGCAUCUUGCGUCGCAAGCACAAUCCAAUGAGCAGCAGCAGCAGCAGCAGCAGCAGCAGCAGCAGCAGCAGCAGCAGCCCGAGGAGCUUCGCCAUGACGUUCGAUGCUUCGUUACCUUGCUUCAGGUUGUCCGCGAGUUCCAAUCAGCCUCACGUCCCAUCAGCGUUGUGUACGUUUCCGACUCGACAGGCACCGCGGAGGAAGAGCUGCCCAGCUUGAGCACGGUUUCCCGCCACGACGUUGCGCAAGUCUAUCACCAGUUCUACGGGCUGUUCCUGACUGGCAUGCGGUUCUCCAACGUGUAUGGGCCCUACGGCCAGCCGAACAUGCCCUAUUACUCGUUUACUGAGCGCAUCCUGGCCGACCAGCCAGUGGUUGUGCAAUACAACGCGAACGGCAAGGAGCCACAAUACGACUUUGCCUACGUCUCCGACGUCGUGGACGACAUUCUAAGAUGCAUUGAUUAUGAGGCCGAGUUUGAGGUGUUCAACCUGGGCAGCGGCAAGCGCGAGUCCUUGAGGAGCCUCAUCGCACAUUUGGAGCGGGGUCUCGGGCGGCACGCCAGGGUUGUCCGUGAGCAAGCGACUGAAGACGUUCUGACGCCAGAUUCUUCGGAGGACAUCCAACGGACAAGAAAGACUCUGGGCUACUCACCUCGGGUUGACUUGAGCGCUGGCAUUGCACACUUUCUGAACUGGCACAAGCAGUUUCGAAGCCAGCAAGGCGGGCCUGCGCCGAUGGUCUGA